Messenger RNA from Caenorhabditis remanei, 783 nucleotides. RefSeq lists its product as uncharacterized. The record is from RefSeq and is a predicted model, not a curated record. The transcript has 3 exons. The coding region runs from base 1 to 783 and encodes 260 amino acids. Lineage: Eukaryota; Metazoa; Nematoda; Chromadorea; Rhabditida; Rhabditidae.
AUGGGUGAAAGCUUAGUGGAGCAGCGUCAAGCUGAUGAUAAAGCAUCGUGGGAUGCUUACUGGAAAGUUCGGGAUGUUGAUUCACGUGGAUCCAUCUACCCACGGUUCCGAUACUAUGCGCAUAAAGCGUUUGACGCUCCAGCCACUUGGUUUAGAGAGAAGGUCGUUCAACCAUUGAACAACAGGAACCGUCUUCCUUACUACCAUCGACAACUCAACCGCGUACCAGAAAUCGACGAAUGCGGAGUUAAUGACAAAGCAUGUUUCUAUGAAGCCAACGAACAAUAUCGUCUCGAUAAAAUGGUCGAUGGAUUCAUUUUACAAACGCUUCGCCAACGUGUUGAUCGGUGUAUGCUCUACAACAAUCCGGAUCAUUCUCCAUGCGCCAAGGUGAUUGAAGAUAUGGAAGAGAACGAAUUGAACUUCUUCAUCAAAUACGGAGAAAUGGGAGGAGAAGCUGAUGUUCGUGAUGCAUACAUGAAACAGAAACAUCGUAUGAUUUGGGAGCGUCGUCAUCCAGAAAUUAUGGAAGAACGUUCCGCGAAACUUGCCGAUCACAAAGAAAGACUUGCGAACGGAGAGUUCGACUACUCUUUCUGGAAGAAGGGAAUGUUCUACCAGGACAAAAAGAACUAUGAACCACCAUAUGAGUUCUACAUGUCCAAGUCACCACUCGAGGGAGACAAGCCGUUGUCUAAGGAUUGGCAAUACUAUAAGAAUGUUUCCCUAGAUCCAGAGUUCGACAAGGAACAAGGAAAGAAAUCAGACUUCCGUCUUUUCUAA